GAACUUGAGAUACGACACCUCUCUCUCUCUCAAGUUUCAGAAUCCCAAUCCUAACCCUGAUUCUAAUGUAACACAAAAGGUUUUAUUACUGUCUGCGGUAAUAUGGCUUCUAAUAUGAUGUGGAAGCAGCAAAGCCGAGGGUGGACCGAAGACAUCUCUCCCUCUCUCCCUCUCUCGCCUGUACAUUUGUUUAUGAAUUUCCGUAAAGAUGCAUGGCAGAGACAGCAGGGGCAGCAGAGCAGAGCAGAGCAGACGCAGAAGCGACAGAGGUCCAGUCAUAAUAAGAGCAGAGUCAGGGGAGAGAGGGGGAGCUGGGUGGCAGUGUUAUCAUCAGAGCCAUUAGUUUUAUCCACGCACUGACCCAAGAUUCUGCAGCCAAAGGGCCCUGCAAUUCUGCAAAUACGCCCUUCAAAGCUUCCAUCCCAACAGUAACAACAGCAAAUCCUCUCCCACUCUCUCUCUCUCUGAAAAUCUUUUAAGAAUUUGUUCUUCUAAUUCUAUCCCCCCCCCCCUAGUCUUCUUCUUCUUCUUCUUGGUCUUUCUGUGGAGCAUCUCUUGCUCUUCCACAAGUAUGAUGAACGCAAGGAAUAGGUCCCCUUUCACAGCAGCUCAGUGGCAAGAGCUCGAACACCAGGCUCUCAUCUUCAAAUACAUGGAGUCAGGAGCUCCCGUCCCCCCUGAUCUCAUCUACCCUUCCAAGAGAAGCCUAACUUUGGACUCUUCAAUGUCUUCCAGGCUAUUCCCUCACCAACCCAUUGGGUGGGGCUGUUUUCAGAUGGGUUUCGGCAGGAAAACAGACCCAGAGCCAGGGAGGUGCAGAAGAACAGAUGGGAAGAAAUGGAGGUGCUCCAAGGAAGCAUUCCCAGACUCAAAGUACUGCGAGAGGCACAUGCACAGGGGCAAAAAUCGCUCAAGAAAGCCUGUAGAAGUUAUGUCAACAACCAAUAACCCUUUAUCAAUAUCCAUCUCAUCAUUCAACAGUAACAUCUGCUCUUCCACCCCCACGCCCACUCCCAACCCUAACCCGCCUCCUUAUUCUCUCUCCUCACUUUCUUCAUCAUCAAUGGCUUCUGCAGAAACCCAACAUUUCCAUCACCACCCUAAUUACCAAAACCCGCCAGAUCUUUACCCAUUUCUGUAUCCUCAUUCAUCAUCUUCUACAACCCCAUGCACUUAUCCAUCACCUCAAUCUAAUACUACCCACAACCUGUUUUUUGACUCCGGGCCCUACUCCCAGGCAGCUGAUAAGGAUUACAGGUAUUUUCAGGGAAUGAGGGAGGGCGCGGAUGAGAGAGCCUUCUUCCCAGAAGCCUCGGGAAAUGUGAAAAGCCUAAAUGAUGCAUACUACACGCCAUUGACAAUGAGUUCCUCUAAGGGCUACUCCAAGUUAGAGUACCAAAGCCUCACUGAUGACUCCAAACAGCAGCAGGAGCAGCAGCAAGAGCAGCAUUGUUUUGUUAUGGGUACGGAUUUCAAAUCAGCGAAACCAACGAAGGGAGAUGGGGAAAGAGAAAGAGAAGCCCAGAAGCCGCAACAGUACCACUUCUUCACAGACUGGCCGCUGAAGAACAGAGACUCCUGGCUUGAUCUUGAGGAGGACCCCUCCACCCACGCGUCAUUCUCCACAACCCAGCUGUCCAUUUCCCUUCCAAUGUCCUCACAAGACUUCCUUGCCUCCAAUUCCAGAGUCCACACUGGUAAUCGAAACGUCUCAGAUCAAAGACUUCUGGAUAUUGAUUGUUUUGGGUGCUCUAACUAUUUAUGUUCUCUCUCUUUUUUUUUUUUAUAAAAACUUGGUUUUGUUUGUGCAGCUGGAUGAAGUCCGGACGUAUUUUCAAGCCAUGGACAAAAGAGUACAAUUAGGUGUGCGUCAGUGCCUCUCUAGUCUCUUCCUCCUUGGUUUUGUGCUGGAGGAAAUGCUUAAUUGUGUUCUGCUGGUGGAUUGCUGAUGAAUAGUGUAGGGUCGCAGGAAGUUUUCUGUCUUGCGCUUUUCUUGAUUCUCGUUUCUGCUUUGCUCCCCCCAUGGAGAAACAUGUUUGGGAUUUGUAGGCUUGUUUUGUUUGACUGAAAAUAUCGAUCUUGUAUGCUUUUGGGGUCUCCAUCCUCCCAAUUCCCAUAGUGGGGGAGCAGUAUUAAGCAUCUUUUCUUUCAGCUUCUUCGUGCCUAUUCUGAUCCAGGUCGAGGGACCCAACUGAGUACAUAAAUAAAUGGCUUUAGCUCAUUUGUCACCAUCAAAUUUCCCCAGCUUAACCUGAAAAGUGAUGGGGACCCCCUUUGCUUUCAUCAGAGGACAGGAUAUGUAUUAUGUAAUGUAAGCGCUUUUGAAUCA
Molecule: messenger RNA, 2329 nt
Organism: Malania oleifera
Lineage: Eukaryota; Viridiplantae; Streptophyta; Magnoliopsida; Santalales; Ximeniaceae
Product: growth-regulating factor 5-like
Exons: 3
Coding region: 572-1789 (405 amino acids)
Biological process (GO): developmental process; regulation of DNA-templated transcription; DNA-templated transcription
Cellular component (GO): nucleus
Molecular function (GO): ATP binding
Source: RefSeq, a predicted model, not a curated record